AUGUCCGGGCGCCGCGGCCGGCAGCCCGGGCCGCGCCUGUCCUGGCUACUGUGCUGCAGCGCCCUGCUGUCCCGGGCCGCGGGCUACGUGCUCGUGAGCUCCGUGUCCUGGGCCGUCACCAACGAGGUGGACGAGGAGGCGCUGCCCGCGCUGCUGGAAGACUCGGGCAGCAUCUGGCAGCGGGGCUUCCCGGCCUCGGCGCACAAGGAGGACGCUCACCUGCCGCCCCCGGAGGGCACCGCCCGCGCCAGGCCGCCCCCCGCGCCGCCCGGGAUGUUCUCCUACCGGCGCGAGGGCGGCGCGAGGCUGCGCCCGGGCACCGCCCGCUUCCUGGCCCACGCCAGCGCCUGGGGCUGUCUGGCCACCGUGUCCGCCCACGAGAAGAUCCCAGGACUGCCGUUUGGGAACUGCCUGCCGGUCAGUGACGGCCCCUUCAACAACAGCACGGGGGUUCCUUUCUUCUAUGUGACACCCAAGGACCUCCUGGUGGCUGAUCUGAUGAAGAACCCCACGGCCUCCCUCCUGCUGCCGGAAUCCGAAGGAGAGUUCUGCAGAAAAAAUAUCGUCGACCCAGAAGAUCCCCGCUGUGCCCGGUUAACACUCACUGGCCAGAUGGUCGCAGUGCCUCCAGAAGAAGUGGAAUUUGCCAAGCAAGCCAUGUUGUCAAGACACCCAGUUAUGAGGAAGUGGCCUCGUCAGUAUGAAUGGUUCUUUAUGAAGAUGAAGAUAGAGCAUAUCUGGCUUCAGAAAUGGUAUGGAGGAGUAGCUGACAUUUCCAGGGAGGAAUAUUUCAAAGCAGUUCCAAGAAAGGCCUGA
This is a messenger RNA of Balaenoptera musculus (blue whale), 816 nucleotides long. RefSeq names its product cellular repressor of E1A stimulated genes 2 (gene CREG2). The record is from RefSeq and is a predicted model, not a curated record. Lineage: Eukaryota; Metazoa; Chordata; Mammalia; Artiodactyla; Balaenopteridae. The transcript has 4 exons. The coding region runs from base 1 to 816 and encodes 271 amino acids.